Messenger RNA from Mesocestoides corti, 303 nucleotides. The record is from the annotation of a GenBank genome assembly. Lineage: Eukaryota; Metazoa; Platyhelminthes; Cestoda; Cyclophyllidea; Mesocestoididae.
AUGACUGGAAAUCAUGAAAAAUCUCUUCGUCUCUCAGGCGGUUACAAACCUUUCUCGCUACAUCACACUCACGUCGUGCCUAACUACCUCACUCAAUACUUCACCAUUACAAGGUGGCUCGCGUGCCUGCACGCCACGAGGCCACUGCAUGCACACAUUCUGCCAACGACGUUCAACUCUAACCCUCCUCGACGAGAGGCAUUUCUCCGUCGCCGCACCAUGACACUUUGUCGCUCCGCCUACAACGCCAACGCCAACGCCAACUCCGACGACUCAAUAUCAAUUGUCGAUGAGUUGACACUA